Messenger RNA from Telopea speciosissima, 977 nucleotides. RefSeq lists its product as uncharacterized. The transcript is spliced from 6 exons. Gene Ontology annotation, molecular function: zinc ion binding. Lineage: Eukaryota; Viridiplantae; Streptophyta; Magnoliopsida; Proteales; Proteaceae. The record is from RefSeq and is a predicted model, not a curated record. Bases 73 to 918 code for a protein of 281 amino acids.
GCAGUUACGAUUUCGUGAGUACAAGCCUAGAAGAGACCCAAAGGGUUGUGACAACAUCAAUUUAGUUUUCAAAUGCAAAGUGAUGGUUCGGAUGGAAGUGAUAUCGCGCUUGGCGCUCACCCAAGUCCAACUGGUCCAGCUCACCUCGAGAAACAAGAGAACAAGCAGAAUACAGCUCAGGCUCAGCAGGAGGGAGGAGGAGCCCAGAGUUCAUUGGGAGCGUCUGCGGGCAACGGUGAUCCGACGAUGCUUACCGUUGUGAUCUCCAGUGAGGAAUCGCAUGCUCAGGUCCCGGUGUUUCCGGAGCUCAAGACCCAUGGCUUGAAGACCACGGGCACCGACAUGGAUGAAAUAACUGAUGUGGCCACUUCUAGGAAAGGUUGCUUGACAAGAUGCGAAAGUUCUCACGAACAAUGCAGAGUCUGUCAGCAACAAACAGAUGAGGCUUUGAUAAAUCUUGGAUGUCGAUGUCGAGGUGGGCUUGCAAAUGCACACCUGUCCUGCAUAGAAAUUUGGUUUCGCACUAAAGGUUCAAAUAAAUGCGAGAUAUGCCAGCAGGUAGCUGUGAAUGUGCCACCUCCGGAGUCCCAGGCAAGUACAAAUUAUUGGGUUUGGAGGGUUGACCCAGCCUAUAGGGGGUCUAGUGUUGCACAAGGACGUGAAAGGGGUUGCUUCAAUCCAUUAUGGGUGGCUUUCUCAAUACUUAUUGGCGGUCUCCUAUUAGAUGUGUUGAUAUCCAUUUCCCUUGGUGUCUCUGCACUGCCUGUGAAUAUUAUUAUUGGUGUUCUCAUCGUACUAGGACUUGGAACCGCGCUUCGGCUUGCACUGGAGUGCUGCCAUGAGUGGAGUUUGAGAAGACUUGUGCAAAGGGUGGAAACAAAUGUUGACGUCGGCUACCAUCAUGCAGUUGCUGUGUAACCAAAUUUGUAAAUAAAAAAAUGGGAAAAAGUUUUCCCAUACAGUCAAGUGUAUUGUAU